This is a messenger RNA of Neltuma alba, 1455 nucleotides long. RefSeq names its product 1-aminocyclopropane-1-carboxylate synthase 1-like. NCBI's taxonomy places the organism in Eukaryota, Viridiplantae, Streptophyta, Magnoliopsida, Fabales, Fabaceae. The record is from RefSeq and is a predicted model, not a curated record. Gene Ontology annotation, biological process: amino acid metabolic process; biosynthetic process. Gene Ontology annotation, molecular function: pyridoxal phosphate binding; transaminase activity. The transcript has 4 exons. Bases 1 to 1455 code for a protein of 484 amino acids.
AUGGGUUUGGAGAUUGAGAGCAAUCACCUUCUGUCCAACAUCGCUGUCAAUGGCAAACAUGGCGAAAACUCUGCUUAUUUCGAUGGAUGGAAGGCUUACGAAAGAGACCCAUUUCACCCCAAAAACAAUCCUCAAGGGGUCAUCCAGAUGGGUCUUGCAGAAAAUCAGCUCUGUUUUGAUCUGAUAGAAGAGUGGAUAAGGAAUCAUCCGGAGGCUUCCAUUUGCACUCCUGAAGGACUACGCCACUUCAGAGAUGUUGCAAUCUUUCAGGACUACCAUGGCCUUCCCAAGUUCAGGAAGGGGGUGGCAAAUUUUAUGUCCAAAGCGAGAGGUGGAAAGGUGAAAUUCGAUGAAGAUCGAAUAUUGAUGAGUGGAGGGGCCACAGGCGCUAAUGAACUUGUCAUGUUCUGUUUGGCUGAUCCUGGAGAUGCUUUUCUUAUUCCUGCACCUUAUUAUCCAGCAUUUCCCCGCGACUUAUGCUGGCGAACUCGGGCGCAAAUAAUCCCCGUGCAUUGUGACAGUUCCAACAAUUUCAAGAUAACAAGGGCGGCUCUUGAAGCAGCUUACGUGAAAGCUCAAGAGGACAAGGUCAACGUGAAGGGUUUGCUCAUAACAAACCCAUCAAACCCUUUAGGCACCACGUUAGAUAGAGAGACACUAAAAAGCGUCGUGCAAUUUAUUAAUGAAAAUAACAUUCAUUUAGUGUGUGAUGAAAUCUAUGCAGCUACUGUUUUCAACUCCUCGAGCUUUGUAAGUAUCUCUGAGAUCAUACAAGAUAUGGAGUUCUGCAACAAAGAUCUCAUUCACAUCGUAUAUAGUUUGUCAAAGGACAUGGGGCUUCCUGGAUUUAGAGUUGGGAUAGUUUACUCCAACAGCGACAAAGUGGUAAACAAUGGCCGCAAAAUGUCAAGCUUUGGAUUGGUCUCCUCACAGACUCAGCAUAUGCUGGCUGAAAUGCUUUCUGAUGAUGAUUUUGUGGAAAAAUAUCUAGCAGAAAGCUCAAGAAGAUUGGCUCAGAGGCAUAGUGUUUUCACAAAGGGGCUUGAGAAGGUGGGAAUUGCUUGCCUUCCAAGCAAUGCAGGACUUUUCUGUUGGAUGAACCUGAGAAGUAUGCUGAAGGAACAAACACUUGAAGGUGAAAUGAUGUUGUGGCGUAUGAUUGUGGAUGAUGUGAAGCUGAAUGUUUCUCCAGGCUCCUCUUUCAAUUGCUUGGAACCUGGUUGGUUUAGGGUUUGCUUCGCUAACAUGGACGAGGAAACCGUGGAUGUAGCAGUAAAGAGAAUCCAAGAUUUUGUGGGGAAAGAAACAAAGAAACCGGUGAAGGGCAAGAAUGAUCAAGGCCUUAAUCUCCGAGUCAGCUUCUCCUCUAGACGAUUUGAUGAGACUGUUUUGUCAUCACCUCAAAUGAUAUCUCCACAUUCAUCAGCUCACUCGCCCCUUGUUAAAGCCACUUAA